Molecule: messenger RNA, 594 nt
Organism: Prorocentrum cordatum
Lineage: Eukaryota; Dinophyceae; Prorocentrales; Prorocentraceae
Source: the annotation of a GenBank genome assembly
AUGCGCCAGCGAGGCGUUGGGCUCCCUGCCGGUCAGCCUGGCCUCCUCAAGGUCGCUGGCGUCGUCCGCGCCGGCGGCGCGCAGCCUCGCGUCCAGCCUCGCGUCCAGCGACUCGCUGCGAAGCUGCGGGUUCAAGGACGAGACCAGGAGUCUGCGGCCUGGCGCCUCGUGGUCGCGCCCGCGGAGCUGGAAGCCGUAGCUCAGCUGCAGCCGUGCCAGCAGCUGGCCAUCAGGCACAUCCGGGCCCUCGCGCAGGACAACCACGAGAGGGCCCUCCCCUACCUGCAGAGGCGGGCGCUGGGCCUGGGGUUCUCCGACGGCGACCUCCAGAUGGCCCUGCUUUGGGUGCGGGACCUGGCGGACAUCAUCUGCCACGUCAAGCUCGAGAAGGUUGGGCCAGCAAUCCUGCACGACACCCACUACAGGAACCAAUUCGAGACGAACACCUCGUCGGGCUUUCUGAAGCACGAGGCCCGCAUCAGGUGGGAGAGGGUCCUGUUCGGCCCUGCGUACGACGGAGUUGAGGGGCUCGACCGCCCAAAGUACGGCGUCCAGAACAUCCUCAACGACUACCGAGGGCCCCUACAACCGUAG